Uranotaenia lowii is the source of this 1026-nucleotide messenger RNA. RefSeq lists its product as uncharacterized. Bases 1 to 1026 code for a protein of 341 amino acids. The transcript has a single exon. Lineage: Eukaryota; Metazoa; Arthropoda; Insecta; Diptera; Culicidae. The record is from RefSeq and is a predicted model, not a curated record.
AUGAAUCUGGCCACCGCCCUGGACUCUGUCAUCGUUGUUGGCGAUUACAAUCUCCCACAACUGCAAUGGAUCUUUGAUCAUGACUUAAAUAGCUACCUGCCGACAAACGCCUCAACUGAAGCCGAAAUUUCUCUAACUGAAAUGCUUUUUUCCGCUGGCUUGCAUCAAAUAUGCUCCAUACCAAACAACAAUAUGCGCCUGUUGGACCUUGCUUUCUGCAAUGAUCCUGGUAAUGUGAUCAUGUUCGAAUCUCCGGUCUCGAUUAUUCCUACCGACCGUCAUCACAAGCUGUACGUAUUAUGUGUGGAAGUUCACUCCAAUUCUUCGCCGACCGAUUGCACAGGAAGAUUUGACUUCGUCUUAGACUACAGUAAAUGUAACUUCGACCUGAUUGCUGCUGCGUUUGACUCCACAAACUGGGAAUUCAUUGGUGCUAACGACAACGUUAAUGUUGCAGUCGAUGCAUUCUACAGUAAACUUCACUCCGUUUUGAAACAAUACGUUCCUUUGAAGAGCUCUCCGAGACCCCAGUCAUUUAAACACGCAUGGUGGAACUCUGAUCUCAGACGAUUACGGAACCAUCUUCGUAAGGCCCGCAAGUGUUAUACUAAGAAUCGUACCGAAGAUCAAAGACGCCGUUUGAGGUCUUUGGAACGAGAUUUUAAAGAACUGAACGACAAUCUUUAUCGUCAACACAUCAGCCGCCUUCAACAGAACCUGAAACGCGAUCCUUCGUCGUUUUGGAAACACUUUAAAAGCAAGAGAAGACAUGCAACUAUUCCUGUGGACAUCAGUUUUAAUGGCGUAGCUGCAAGUAACUUGACGGAAUCCACGAAUAUGUUUGCUGACUUUUUUCAAAGCGUUUUUAGUUCCGCCGACUAUGAAACAGAUAGCAACUAUCUAGCCUCUAUACAAUCUCACGACGUCAACUUACCUAUGCCAUCCCUCACUGAACAGGAAGUUUUCGAAAGAUUAUCGACCCAUCUAAAGGUACUGGACCAGACGAUAUACCUCCAUCAGUACUAA